ACGUGGGAGAGAAGGGAGGGUUGGGGGAAGUGUGUUGAACCUGAACCAGAGCCGCUGCCGCCUGAAGAUUUGGUGGGAGGAGAAGUGGAGAAGAAGAGACGCGUGGAGGGGGAGGUGAGGAGGGCAUCUGGGUCGCUGCAGCGGCCAGCACAAAGUUCUUCGCGAUGUGGCUGAAGCCUGAGGAAGUGCUCCUGAAAAAUGCGCUGAAGCUGUGGCUGAUGGAAAGGUCCAACGACUACUUCGUGCUGCAGAGGCGUCGGGGCUACCAGGAGGAAGGCGGAGGGGGGCUCACAGGGCUUCUGGUUGGGACUCUUGAUUCAGUCUUCGACUCCACUGCUAAAGUAGCUCCAUUUCGCAUCCUACACCAGACACCAGAUUCUCAAGUUUACCUAUCAAUUGCAUGUGGAGCCAACAGAGAAGAAAUAAACAAACAUUGGGAUUGGCUGGAACAAAAUAUCAUGAAGACUUUAUCUGUGUUUGAUUCAAAUGAAGAUAUUACUAAUUUUGUACAAGGAAAGAUAAGAGGAUUAAUUGCUGAAGAGGGAAAACAUUCUUUUGCAAAAGAAGAUGAUCCUGAGAAAUUUCGAGAAGCCCUACUGAAAUUUGAAAAAUGUUUUGGUUUACCAGAGCAGGAGAAGUUAGUCACCUAUUACUCAUGCAGUUAUUGGAAAGGACGGGUUCCUUGUCAGGGUUGGCUCUAUCUUAGCACCAACUUUUUGAGCUUCUACUCUUUUUUGUUGGGAUCAGAAAUAAAACUCAUUAUCUCUUGGGAUGCAGUCUCAAAACUUGAGAAGACUUCAAAUGUCAUACUGACUGAGAGUAUUCAUGUGUGUGCCCAAGGGGAGAAUCACUACUUUUCAAUGUUCCUGCAUAUUAACCAAACAUACCUUCUUAUGGAACAGCUGGCAAGCUAUGCUAUAAGGAGACUUUUUGAUAAGGAAACUUUUGAUAAUGACCCAAUCCUUGAUGAUCCUCGGCAAAUUACCAAAAGAGGUUUGGAAAACCGAGCCCACAGUGAGCAAUUUAAUGCUUUCUUUAGGCUGCCAAAAGAAGAGACUUUGAAAGAAGUACAUGAAUGUUUCUUGUGGGUACCAUUCAGCCACUUCAAUACUCAUGGGAAAAUGUGUAUCUCAGAAAACUAUAUCUGUUUUGCUAGCCAGGAUGGCAAUCUGUGUAGUGUAAUCAUUCCAUUACGAGAGGUCUUAGCUAUAGAUAAAACAAAUGAUUCCAGCAAAUCUGUCAUCAUCAGCAUCAAAGGAAAAACGGCUUUUCGCUUCAGUGAAGUUAAAGACUUUGAGCGACUGGUGGCAGUACUUGGGCAGAAGUGCAAGACAACUUCAGCUCAAAAUCAUGAUAUUAGCACAGAGGUUCCUAUUAGUUCUGAUUCUGCAGGCCCAUCUGAUAAUAUUGAGAUACAGUCUUUGACAUGUCAGAGAGACUGCAGUAAAACUGUGAACACUGAAGCCUUAAUGAUGGUAUAUCACCCUCAGAAUUUGGAGGACCUUAAUUCCAAAAUGUUGAAAGAAAAGAUGAAGGAACAGUCCUGGAACAUCCUAUUUGCAGAAUGUGGGCGUGGCGUUAGCAUGUUUCGGACCAAAAAGACUAGAGAUCUGGUUGUCAGAGGGAUUCCAGAGACUUUAAGAGGAGAGCUGUGGAUGCUUUUUUCAGGUGCUGUUAAUGACAUGGCUGCUAACCCUGGCUAUUAUGCUGAGGUGGUUGAAAAGUCCUUGGGGACCUGUAACUUGGCUACUGAGGAAAUUGAACGUGAUUUGCGUCGCUCCCUGCCUGAGCACCCAGCUUUUCAGAGUGACACUGGCAUAUCUGCUCUGAGGCGGGUACUCACAGCUUACGCAUAUAGGAAUCCCAAAAUUGGGUAUUGCCAGGCAAUGAACAUUUUGACAUCAGUGUUGCUGCUGUAUGCAAAAGAGGAAGAAGCUUUUUGGCUUCUGGUUGCUGUAUGUGAACGAAUGUUGCCUGAUUAUUUUAAUCGUCGAAUUAUUGGUGCCUUGGUGGAUCAGGCAGUCUUUGAAGAACUUAUCAGGGACCACCUUCCCCAGCUAGCAGAGCACAUGACUGAUAUGACAUUCUUUUCCUCAGUUUCUCUUUCAUGGUUCCUCACACUUUUUAUUAGUGUACUUCCUAUUGAAAGUGCAGUCAAUGUGGUGGACUGUUUCUUCUAUGAUGGAAUAAAGGCCAUUUUGCAACUGGGACUGGCAAUACUUGACUAUAAUUUAGACAGACUGCUGACAUGUAGAGAUGAUGCUGAAGCUGUGACAGCUUUAAACAGGUUCUUUGACAAUGUCACUAAUAAGGACAGUCCAUUGCCUUCAAGUGUUCAGCAGGGGUUAAACGUGGGUGAUGAAAAAAGCACUCAUAUUAAAGUGGAUAUUACAGAUUUGAUUAGAGAGUCAAAUGAGAAAUAUGGUAAUAUUCGUUAUGAAGAUAUACACAACAUGCGCUGUCGAAAUAGGUUGUAUGUGAUACAAACCCUAGAGGAAACGACAAAGCAGAAUGUGCUGCGUGUUGUAUCGCAAGAUGUGAAAUUGAGCCUUCAUGAAUUGGAUGAACUUUUUGUCAUGUUUAAGAAAGAGCUGUUUUUUUCUUAUUAUUGGUGUUCAAGUCGUCCAGUAUUGAUGCAGCAUGACCCUAGUCUGCCGUAUUUGGAACAGUAUCAGAUUGACUGCCAGCAGUUCAGAGUUUUGUAUCACUUGUUGAGUCCUUGGGCUCAUUCUGCAAACAGAGACUCGCUAGCUUUAUGGACAUUCAGAUUGUUGGAUGAAAACUCUGACUACCUUAUAAACUUCAAAGAAUUCUCCUCUGCAAUUGAUAUAAUGUACAAUGGAAGUUUCACUGAGAAGCUUAAACUGCUUUUUAAGCUGCAUAUUCCUCCAGCUUAUACUGAAGUGAAAUCUAACGACCCAUCAAACAGAGAUGAACUUUCCCAGGAAGAAUUACUUCAUUUCAGUCAACUCCAUGUUUCCAAGCCUGCAAAAGAGAACGAAGCAGAAUUAAUGAAAAGCAGCCCAGAAAAAGGUAAAGGAAAAGUUGAUAUUCAAGCAUAUCUAAGUCAAUGGCAAGAUGAGCUUUUCAAGAAAGAAGAAAACAUUAAGGAUUUACCAAGAAUGAAUCAGUCACAAUUUAUUCAGUUUUCAAAGACCCUGUAUAACUUAUUUCAUGGAGACCCUGAAGAAGAGUCAUUAUAUCAAGCCAUUGCUGUUGUAACAAGCCUUUUGCUCAGGAUGGAAGAAGUUGGAAGGAAGCUGCAUAGCCCUAAAUCACCAGACAGAGAAGUGUCUGCUAUAGGCUCCGCCUCUGGAGGACCCAGUGAGGGGGAACGGGAGAGCCACUCACAGAAACAUCCUUCCUUUCUCAAGGAAGAACCUCAGUGGUCAUUUGCAUUUGAACAGAUUCUUGCCUCUUUGUUGAAUGAACCUGCAUUGGUGAGGUUUUUUGAGAAACCCAUUGAUGUGAAGGCCAAACUAGAAAAUGCCAAAACCUCUCAAUUAAGCUUUAGCACCAAGAUGUAAAUCUCUUGAAAGAAAUUGGGGAUCUUAGACAAUUUACCAAGAUUCCUAUAGCUGUUAGCUAAAUUCUUGGGAGUAGGAAUUACCUUGUUACUAAUAUGUUUGAAGGUUUGGAAGCACAAUGAUUCAUUCCUUUGUGGUAAACUACAAUUUUUAUAUUCUCCAAUACGAAGGUACUUUUUAUAUUUCAUAAGAUAUACAGUAUCGUGCUAAAACUUACCACCAGAGGUCACCCUCACAUUUAGAAAUAAUACUAGUUUGUGCUGCUAUUUACAUAUGAAUUACUGAUGAUUUUGAAAAUGUGGUAUUGUUUAUUAGUGACACUAGUAUGUCAUAUUGAUAAACCCUGUUUUCAGAUUUGCAUCAGUUCUAUUAGAAUACUUUAGAAGACCAGGCUUUUAGGUCUGUAGCCUUAAUUAUCUACAAGAUUACCUACCAUACGGAGGCCUCCUUUUUCAAGUUAUUUAACAGAAUACUACCCUUUUAAAGUGAAUCUCACUCAGUCUUCUAAUAAUAAAUAGUUUCUAAGUAACUUACACAUUCUCCCUGAGUGGUUCAGAAGCUAAAACACACUCCUAAAAUAAUUCAAAACUCUGUGCUGACAUAUAAGGAAAAAUAGUAUUGGAUUUAGAUUUAAUCUGGAUAAAGCUAGCCUUUUCAGAGGGGUUAAAAAAAGCAGUUCAGUUAACUGUGUAUAGGUCUCUCACUACAUUGAUAAAUUACUUGAAAUUCUGAGCACUGCCUUUUGUGGCAUUUGUCUCAGAGUAGCUUAUGACUGCUUUAAUUCUAGUUUUAGAUUUUGGAUUUUUCAUCAGUCAUGCUUAAUUUACAUUAGACUGAAUUACUGUGUUAGUCUCACAAGUCCAUAGUGAGACUUGUGUGUAGUAAUUAUUAAGGUAUAGAAUUGCUGGUGUCUAUCUAAAAAGCUUUGACUAUCUGAUUUAGAGGUAACUUCUGUAUACUUCAUGCUGCUUAUAUUUCAACCAUUGCAUUGAAAGUGCAUUUAGAGAUAAUGGGCUUUGUUAGCACUUUAAAGACUAAAACACAAGCAAACCACAACCCAUCCAAUCUCUGUGCUUUUUCUGACAAAAGCAGUUUAUUAGUCAGUUGACUUAGGAAGUUGUGAGGAGAGCUCACAUGUAUACGCUUCUUUCUUUACAAAUGACUGCUAUUAAGCCCUUUAGCUUGUAACAUGUGAAGUAAUAAAAGGGCAGACAUCCCUUAGAGUGACCCAAGAAGUCACCAGGAGACUUCUGUACCAUAGAAUAUGUUAUUUUCAGAGAGUCAAGAAGUUUGAAGUUGACCCUUUGAAAGUAUUACAACUUAGGUUGAUCAAACACUUAAUGGUAAUGUCUUUAAAUGGUUUGGUCAACCUUGGCUUUUUUGGGAGAUAUCCAUUUAAAGAAGAGUUGGUAAAUAAGCAUCAAUGUCUUUCUUAGAAAUGUUUUGCUGAAACAUGUCUACAUUUUAGAGUUCAGUUAAUAAUUUAUAUGUAAACUAUCACAUCUGCUAUUGUGCAAUGAUUGUCAGGUUAUACUAUGAUAGCUCUAGAAAGAUACUAGGUACUCUAUACUGAUAUACAGAGGUACUCUUGCACAUACUUUGUUAAAUAUUUUGUCAAUUGUAUGUACAGAAAAGAUUCUUAAGAACAUAUAUGUUCUUAAUAUUUCAUAUGAUUUUCAGGUCAGAAUAUUGAAGAGCACUUAGUAUUGUAUUUUAGUCUAGAUUAAUAAAAAUGGAAUAUUUAAAUUUAUAAGUGCAAGUUAAAAAGAUAUUUUCGGAGUCUGCAGGAGAAAUAAACUGAACACAUAGUUUUAUAGUUGCUCUCUUAUUAAGCAAGCAGUUUGUUAAUACUAAAAAUCUUAUUUAGUUGUGUCAAACCGAACCACUGUAUUUUACCUUAUACAUUAAAAUGUUAUAAGGUGACUUUGUCUUUAUAAAAAUAGUAUUAUAAAUAUAUUGUAUUAGACAUGAAAAUGGUUACACAAAGCUACUACUAUUUGUUAUAACAAAUUUUUAUUUACACUUAAUGCAGUUAUCACUUGAGGACUUCCCUUAUAUUAGUUAAGGUACAGUUACAGAAAACAGAAUUUACUAUAAUUAGUUUAGGCAGGAAAAGAUUUAUUAACCAGACAUUAAGUAGCUUAAAGAAUUACCAACAGGACUGACUUUAAGUUGAGCAUUCAAGAACAACUUGCAAAGCUAUACCACAGAACCAGGCCACCAAGGGAGUUGCUAAUUCUUCUAUAGUUAGGAAGCUGCUACUUCCUGCUACCAUGAUGAAAAGUCAAUAUUACAGCUGCUACCCCAGAACCAUGCUCCACCGUCUAUGAUUUACACCAGCAAAAUAACUGCCAAGCAUCCUGCCUCUCAGCACCAACAAGCAGUUAGCACAAUUAACUUCCUUAUACUUGUGGGUCUGGUGACCCCAGCUUCUUUUCUAGGAGUUGGUUUUCUAGGAGAUGCUUCUGCUUGGAAUGUCUCAGUCGCUAGCAGGGCAGGAGGGAAAGUGACACUCUGGUGGUGGUGGCAAACCCUCAUGUCAACCUUGGCUCUGAGAUAAGAUGCCUGGACUGCUCCUUUUAGUAGGAAAUUCGACGGUUCAAAAAAAUCUUUCUGUGCUUUUAUUAGCCAGAAUCUGUUUCUUUGGCAGUUUUAAAAACUUGAUACAUGUGACAUUGGGACCCUGUAGCAAGCUAAGAAAAGCAAAUUUUUCCCAUAGCACCAUUCCUAGGCUUAAAUCAUUGGCAGAAAAGCGUUCCAUUCACAUACUGUAGCACCUAUUUCUUCCAUCAGAUCUGCAUCUUUCCCCCCAUCCUUAAAACAUCAAGCAUUAGAUGUCCUGGCUUCCAAAUUCUGCCUGCAGGUAAUGGCUUUUAUUUUUUCCGUUUAUUUUUUAAAAUUUUCCCCACUACCUAGCCACCCUGUGGGUAUGUAAUGUCAUCUCACUGUGGUUUUGAUUAUUUACAUCCUAUAUGUCGUAUGAUGUUGAACAUCUUUCUAUAUUCCUCAGUUGGUCUCAUCCAGUUGAGACACAGUGGUCACUGAAAGUAGGGUAUUCGUCUGACUCUAUGGCCUGAAGAGAUGACUGAACUUGUUUCAAUAAGAUCCUCCUUUUUUCAAUAAGAUCCUUGAAGCUUCUAAUGGUCUUCUGUAAUAUUUGAGUAGCCAUCAUUCUUUCCACACUGCCACACCAACACAGCAUCUUAUGUAGCUGGGUAAUGACUUCCCUAGAGCCUGUCAGAGUUAGACUGGGCGACCCUAGGGCCUACCGGUAUGGUUUGUAGUGGCCACUACCACCCUGCCUUCAGGUCAUGAGAAGGGGUAGAGAGGUUCUGCCGCUUUUGGGUCUGGCCAGUGGCAGACAUGGAGAGAGUUCUAGGUUUCUGUAGGGUUGCAGUGUUUCCCAACUCCCCUGCCUACCAAGUUUACCCAUCCAGUUUUUGCUGCCCAUUCUUGUCUUUAUACUAUCUUUUUGAAAUCCAUAUAAUUCACACAGAAAACCUCAACUUAGUCUAGCCACAUUUCAAGUCCCUAAUCAUAAUGUGAAUAGUCACUAUAUUGGACACGUUGGCUAUAGCAUUACCAAUUUUUACCUUGUUCUGUUAUUUAUAGAAGUGAUAAAAUUGUCUUACGACUAUGGAUGUGUCUACUUUUAUUUCUACUAAGUUUUGCUUAAAGUUUUUUGGCUUUCGGGUAUUGUCUACUUCACAAUAAAAAAUCUCU
Molecule: messenger RNA, 7250 nt
Organism: Condylura cristata (star-nosed mole)
Lineage: Eukaryota; Metazoa; Chordata; Mammalia; Eulipotyphla; Talpidae
Gene: TBC1D8B
Product: TBC1 domain family, member 8B (with GRAM domain)
Exons: 21
Coding region: 165-3527 (1120 amino acids)
Source: RefSeq, a predicted model, not a curated record